Molecule: messenger RNA, 948 nt
Organism: Necator americanus (New World hookworm)
Lineage: Eukaryota; Metazoa; Nematoda; Chromadorea; Rhabditida; Ancylostomatidae
Exons: 9
Coding region: 1-948 (315 amino acids)
Biological process (GO): mRNA processing
Cellular component (GO): exon-exon junction complex
Molecular function (GO): mRNA binding
Source: RefSeq, a predicted model, not a curated record
AUGCGGCGCGUUCACAUCACACGUACACGAUCCCGCUCACGUUCCCGUUCUCCUCUGUUACGUGGCCCACGUCCUGUCGUAUCCAAGAGUCAACCAGUGAACAUGUUGGACCAGGCUGCUCUUCUUGCCGUCAGAACUAAAAAGGAGAGUAAACCGUUUGUUUCAAAGGAGAGAAUCCGCGCAGCCCUUGCGUCCUCUCGUCUGCAACUCGUUGAAAACCCAUUCGGACGAAUCGCAGGCGGGGCGCAAGCGUUGCGCAUCGCAACAGAAGCCGUCGUAAGAAACAGAGUUUCGGGGAUUAGUGGAUUUGGCGACAGAAGACGCAGUGAAGGUGACAGAACCGGUGGAUUUCAGAACAGACAAGCUAUGAGAGACCGUCUUUCAUUUUCCGAUCGUCAAGGGCGUGACCGAUUCGAAGCCAGCCGUGAACGAGAAGUCGACAGCAGUAGAUUCAACGGGAAGUUCCGCGAUGAAGAAGGCGAUAAACCCGUACAAAGACUUAUUGAUCCAACUGCUGUUCCAAAAGGAAAAAGCUAUUUUGGUCACGACGACCGUGGUGAAGAAAAGCAGUGGCGCGGUCGCAGCGCAUAUGAUCCCCGCGUCGAUAUGGGUCCAAGACGUGAUCGUCUCUCUGGAUUCCGUGGAUACUACGGUAGAGAUAGGUACGAACGCCGAGAUCGUGAUGCAGGUUCUCGGAGGUCUUUUGUUCCCCGAUCAGCCGCUGAUGGUUUAUGGACUCACGACAAAUUCAUUGAAUUAGAAGGAGAUGAAGGCAGCGAUAAUGACCGAAAUACAGGCGUUGAGGUUGUAGUGGAUCAGAGCUCUGCCAGCUCAAAAGCGAAACGAGUUGUGCACGAGGUUUUAUUUGCUCGUGAUAUUACUUAUUCCAUGCUCUCCUCGUUGGUCGAAUUUCAAAAUGAUUGUUUGCAGGACGACGACGACGCCUAA